Messenger RNA from Drosophila subpulchrella, 507 nucleotides. RefSeq lists its product as uncharacterized. Bases 86 to 313 code for a protein of 75 amino acids. The record is from RefSeq and is a predicted model, not a curated record. The transcript is spliced from 2 exons. Gene Ontology annotation, molecular function: nucleic acid binding; zinc ion binding. Lineage: Eukaryota; Metazoa; Arthropoda; Insecta; Diptera; Drosophilidae.
GUCCGUUGACGCAGUUGUCCGUCGCUGCUAUAAUUGCGGAGCAAUUUUCAACCCGAAUCAUCUUUCCGAGUGCCGUGCAAAGGAAAUGGCAUGUUACUAUUGCGGAAAAAUUGGACAUUUUUCCAAGUACUGCAAGCAGCAGAAGAAACGAGUGGAUAACAACAACUACAACAGCAGCAAUAGACGAGUGGAUAACAACAACAUCAGCAACAAACGAGUGGAUAACAACAACUACAAAAGCAAGCAGAUAGAUGUGGAUCGCAAGCAAACAGCCGGAGCAGUUAUUAAUUGGAUAGAAUCAGGUAAAAAAUAAGCGAGUGCGGGCUAAACAGAGUAAGAUGGACGAAAACAUAUAAAAUAAAUGGAAAAAAUGUUACGUUUAAAGUGGACACAGGCGCUGAUGUUAACUGCAUCCCAAGUGAUUUAGUUAAAGAAUUAAAACUUGAAGUUAAAAAAGAAAACAUUCUAAUUUUUGACUAUAAUAAUGUUAAAGUUAAUAAUUUUGGA